This is a messenger RNA of Erinaceus europaeus (western European hedgehog), 1979 nucleotides long. It is a transcript of the gene CBX3, whose product is annotated as chromobox 3. Lineage: Eukaryota; Metazoa; Chordata; Mammalia; Eulipotyphla; Erinaceidae. Gene Ontology annotation, biological process: chromatin organization; negative regulation of transcription by RNA polymerase II. The record is from RefSeq and is a predicted model, not a curated record. The coding region runs from base 379 to 930 and encodes 183 amino acids. Gene Ontology annotation, cellular component: pericentric heterochromatin; nucleus. Gene Ontology annotation, molecular function: chromatin binding. The transcript has 6 exons.
ACGCUCCACCGCCCUGACCCUAAGCUGCGUCUCGUGGGGUCUCCUCCCGAGUUUCCGGGAAGACUCAGAAGAAAGGGGGCCGAAAGGAGCUCCCACCCCGUUCCCGGCUCCCGAUUCCCAGCCGAUUUUUCCUCCAACGCGGCCCCCCCCCCCCCACACACACAGACGCACACAGCGCAAGGAAGCACCCACCCCCGCCGGCGAGGAAGUGGGCGGAGUCCGGUUUUGGCGCCAGUAGCGGCGGUUGCGAAGCGGACGCGUCUCCGCCGAGGAGCCUCCGGUCGCUGAGCUCGCUCCCUGCUCGGCUGCUCCCUCCCCGCCGGGGCCCGCCGGGCGCCAUUCCGACGACGUAAUAGCUCUUCAAGUCUGCAAUUAAAAAUGGCCUCCAAUAAAACUACAUUGCAAAAAAUGGGAAAGAAACAGAAUGGAAAGAGUAAAAAAGUUGAAGAGGCUGAGCCUGAGGAAUUUGUGGUGGAAAAAGUACUGGACCGACGUGUAGUGAAUGGAAAGGUGGAGUAUUUCCUGAAGUGGAAGGGAUUUACAGAUGCAGACAAUACUUGGGAACCUGAAGAAAAUUUAGAUUGUCCAGAGUUGAUUGAAGCAUUUCUUAAUUCUCAAAAGGCCGGUAAAGAAAAAGAUGGUACAAAAAGAAAAUCUUUAUCUGACAGUGAAUCUGAUGAUAGCAAAUCAAAGAAGAAAAGAGAUGCUGCUGAUAAACCAAGAGGCUUUGCCAGAGGUCUUGAUCCUGAACGAAUAAUUGGUGCCACCGAUAGCAGUGGAGAAUUAAUGUUUCUCAUGAAAUGGAAGGAUUCAGAUGAGGCAGAUUUGGUGUUGGCAAAAGAGGCAAAUAUGAAGUGCCCUCAAAUUGUAAUUGCUUUUUAUGAAGAAAGACUAACUUGGCAUUCUUGUCCAGAAGAUGAAGCUCAAUAAUUGUAUGCAUUGCUUUUUAUAUAUAUUUAUACAUAUAUAUAUAAAAUCUGGGUCUUACUUUGGGGGGGGGGUUGUUUUUUGAUUUAUUGUGACAACAUUCUAAUGAAAAUCAAGUUAAAUGUUUUAAAAUAGUAUGGGGAGGAUUUUGUUUGUUUUGCAUCUAUAGCACUGGUUACUUUGAACAAAUAAAAACUUUCUGUAGUUGCUUCUUUUAUCAGAAAAGAACAUUUGAUACCAUAGCAUAUUACUUUCUCUGAAUGUUGGGGACAACAUUACUCAAUUGGGAUUUGUGUUUAACUCACAUGCCUAAAGACCCUACUCUUUGUUCGUGUGUGUGUUUACAAAAAAAAAAAAUGUGUAAAUGGUUUUGUUUAAGCAUUUCACCAGACAAAACAGCAUUUUGCAGCCAUGAAUAAGCCAUCGUUUUUGAGCUAAGUAAAUCACUUAAUUAAAUUGAAAUGUUUCCUGAAGCCUUAACUUCCAAAUGAAAAAAUAAUUUUGUAAUUGGAUACUUUUAAGUAUAAUGUGAACAAUUAAGAUGAACCAUUUAAAGCAAUCAUAUCAAAAAUCUCUAUAUCUACAAUUGUGUGUUUGUUAAAAAAAAAAAAAUCCAAAAGGAAAAAUUUCUAUCAACAGUGUUUUUGAUUCGGCAAGCAAAACUUGGUAGUGUGCAUAUUUUAAAAUUCCUUCUAGUGAAUCAUUCAUAAGAAGUUAGAAUCCUUCAUCUAUUGAUUUUGAAAACUCGUGAUUCAUGGGACUUGAGACUUUAUUCAUGGAAACCUAGUGGCUAGUGAUGUUGGCAAUUUAGGGCCUACCGGAAUAAGUGGGUAAACAAACCUUUGUAAUCUAAACUUUUGACCUGCAUGUUUUUUUCUUUAGCCCAGCUCAUUCCUCACAUGUAGGCUCUAUCGUCUCAGUAUUUGGGUUACUGGUUCAGCAGAAACCAAACAAAAACAAUACUUUGUAGUAAUCAGAAUGUUAUCCAACUGUAUAUUGUUUAUUUUAUUGUAAAUACUGGUGAACAGUGGUCAAUAAAUAGUUUUAUAUUC